GCCGGCCCGACUCGCAUGGAAGGAGCCCGCGCCCGCGGAGCGCAGCCGGGAGUCGGGGAGCGCGCGGGGCCGGCGGGGCGCGGCGCGGGGCGCAGCAGGCACCAUGGCCCGGAGCGGGGUGCUGCUGCUCCUGCUGCUCUUGCCACCGCAGCUGCAGCUGGCGCGGGCGCUGGCGGCCAGGGCCCAGGGGAGCAGCCGGAGCAGCGGCCCUGAGCUGAGCCCCGAGGAGAAGGAGUUGGUGGAGGAGGAGCCGGUGCUGGUGCUGGGCCCCGAGGAGCCUGUGGCUGGGCCCCCCGAGGCCGACUGCCCCCGGGAGUGCGCCUGCUCCCAGGAGGGGGUGGUGGACUGCGGUGGCAUCGACCUGCGAGAGUUCCCGGGAGACCUGCCCCAGCGCACCAACCACCUGUCCCUGCAGAACAACCAGCUGGAGAAGAUCUACCCCGAGGACCUCUCUCGGCUGCACGCGCUGGAGACCCUCAACCUGCAGAACAACCGCCUGACGUCCCGAGGGCUCCCGGAGGAGGCGUUUGAGCACCUGAACAACCUCAAUUACCUGUACCUGGCCAACAACAAGCUGACCCUGGCACCCCGGUUCCUGCCCAGCACCCUCGUCAGUGUGGACUUUGCUGCCAACUAUCUCACGAAGAUCUACGGGCUCACUUUUGGCCAGAAGCCGAAUUUGAGGUCCGUGUACCUGCACAACAACAAGCUGGCGGACGCCGGGCUGCCCGACCACAUGUUCAACGGCUCCAGCAACGUGGAGAUCCUCAUCCUGUCCAGCAACUUCCUGCGCCACGUGCCCCGGCACCUGCCUCCCGCCCUCUACAAGCUGCACCUCAAGAACAACAAGCUGGAGAAGAUCCCACCGGGUGCCUUCAGCGAGCUGAGCAACCUGCGAGAGCUCUACCUGCAGAACAACCACCUGACCGACGAGGGCCUGGACAACGAGACCUUCUGGAAGCUCUCCAGCCUGGAGUACCUGGACCUGUCCAGCAACAACCUGUCGCGGGUGCCGGCGGGGCUGCCGCGGAGCCUGGUGCUGCUGCACCUGGAGAAGAACGCCAUCCGGAGCGUGGACGCCGACGUGCUGACCCCCAUCCGCAACCUCGAGUACCUGCUGCUGCACAGCAACCAGCUGCGGGCGCCCGGCAUCCACCCGCUGGCCUUCCAGGGCCUCAAGCGGCUGCACACGGUGCACCUGUACAACAACGCGCUGGAGCGCGUGCCCAGCGGCCUGCCCCGCCGCGUGCGCACCCUCAUGAUCCUGCACAACCAGAUCGCCGGCAUCGGCCGCGACGACUUCGCCACCACCUACUUCCUGGAGGAGCUCAACCUCAGCUACAACCGCAUCACCAGCGCGCAGGUGCACCGCGACGCCUUCCGCAAGCUGCGCCAGCUGCGCGCCCUGGACCUGUCAGGCAACCAGCUGCAGACGCUGCCCGCUGGGCUGCCGCGCAAUGUGCACGUGCUCAAGGUCAAGCGCAACGAGCUGGCCGCCUUGGCGCGCGGGGCGCUGGCCGGCAUGGCCCAGCUGCGCGAGCUCUACCUCACCGGCAACCGGCUGCGUAGCCGCGCCCUGGGCGCCCGGGCCUGGGCAGACCUGGAGCAGCUGCAGCUGCUGGACAUUGCGGGGAAUCAGCUCACGGACAUCCCCAGCGGGCUCCCAGAGUCGCUCGAGUACCUGUACCUGCAGAACAACAAGAUCAGCAUGGUGCCCGCCGAUGCCUUCCAGUCCACACCCAACCUCAAGGGGGUCUUUCUCAGGUUUAACAAGCUGGCGGUGGGCUCGGUGGAGGAGAGCGCCUUCCGCAGGCUGAGGCACCUGCAGGUGCUGGACAUCGAGGGCAACUUUGAGCCCGGGACUUCCAAGGAGCCAGGCCGGUCGGAGCAGGAAACAGAGGAGGACGAGGAGGACGAGGAGGAUGAGGAAGUGCGAUAGUGACCAGAUGGACAGACAGCUGGACACCCUUCCCGGGGCCUCAGCUCUCCCCUGCCUGCAGUGUUUCUCACGUCAGACCUGGCAGACACGCCCAGCCGCCCCCAGCUGACUGCACAGCCACCACCCACACCUCCCAGCAGCGGUCCUGAGCCUGCGCGGGCACAUGCAGUGCUGCUCCCUCCCCCCGGGCCAGUGAGCACACCACGCACUGGUCAGAGCCCUCCGUGACCUGGCCGGGGUCACUGGCGCCUCUUGUCCCAGCUGGAGGCAGGCAGAACGCCUCACCAGUUGCCACCUGUCCCGCAAGAAGACAGUUACCUCCAAGCUCUGUGGCCCAGGGCCACCACCCUCAGACUCAUAGGAGCUGGGUUUUGUUCCUUCCCUGGCUUGGGGCCCAGGACCCUCACCUGGCCCCAGUGUCCAGGAAGUCCACCCGCACCCCCUCCAACUGCUAGGACCAUCCCUUGGUGGACGAUCUGGCCCACCUUGCCCGGAACAUCUGUGAUGGGCCACUCAGGGUGACUUGCCAGGACAUUCUUGGGGGCAGCCAGCCGGGGAGACCGAGGCCAGUGGGUACAGGUGAGCAUCCACCUGGACCCGUGAGAUACCUAUUUUCAUUCUUUGGGCCUGUGGGGGAAUUCUGGGAACCUCUGGGUGUUUUUGUUUGUUUGUUUAUUUCCUUUUUCCUUUCUUCCUUUUUUACUCUUUUAUAAGAAAAGAAAAAAAAAAGAUAAAAAUGUGGAAGAUGUUACUUGUCACUGAAAAGCUAAUAUAAAGCAUCACCCUG
Sorex araneus (European shrew) is the source of this 2726-nucleotide messenger RNA. RefSeq names its product podocan (gene PODN). The coding region runs from base 104 to 1939 and encodes 611 amino acids. The transcript is spliced from 11 exons. The record is from RefSeq and is a predicted model, not a curated record. Gene Ontology annotation, molecular function: protein binding. NCBI's taxonomy places the organism in Eukaryota, Metazoa, Chordata, Mammalia, Eulipotyphla, Soricidae.